GAUUCCUCCAGCGGUCUUGACGUCCGCUCCCGCGUUCCUUCACGUCCUCCACGCGGUCUCGGUCGCGAGCAAGCUUCAAAAUAUCGCCCCUCGCCCUCUUCUUGUUCCUCGUCGCCUUCUCCCUCUUCAACUUUUUCCUCACCGUUUUCACCAGUGUCGCCGUCAUCGUCUUCCUCUUCACGUUUUUCUUUCGAGUAAGUUCACCUCCAGCCCGGAACCGCGUCCGGUCCCUCUAAAGUGCGCUCCCCGGAUUUCAACCCUUAGCUCGCCGCUUCCUGCUUUUGGAUAACGCUUUACCACGUACACUUGAGUGAUGGAAAAUGGCGGAUUCGUGGGCGAAAUUUGUGCGGAUGAAACGGACUCGACGGCCCAAGCGGCCGUGGCGGUUCGGAACGCCUAUAAACGCUACACCCCCACCGCGGUCAUACUCAAAAACCUCAACAUGACAGUCAAACAAAGCACCGUAUACGGUCUCCUAGGUCCUAGUGGAUGUGGCAAAACGACACUGCUCAGUUGUAUCGUCGGCAGGAUACACUUAGAUUCAGGGAGUGUCAACCUCAGAAUAAGACAAAAAAGUAAAUUAGGGUACAUGCCACAGACUCUACAAUUGUAUGUACAAUUAACUAUAUACGAAAACCUAGCAUACUAUGGAUAUGUUUUUGGCAUGGACAAAAAAGCAAUUCAAGAAAAGGCUGAUGAAUUAUGUACGUUCCUACAACUUCCUCCCCAACACAAACUCGUGAGCAAUAUCAGUGGAGGACAACAACGAAGGGUUUCUUUCGCAGUGGCUUUACUACACGACCCAGAGCUACUUAUUUUAGACGAACCAACCGUAGGAUUAGAUCCUGUUUUAGCGAAUAAUAUAUGGGAGAGAUUACUAGAAAUGACAAAACACGGUAAAACAAUAAUUAUAACGACCCAUUACAUAGAGGAGGCUAAGAACGCACACCAGAUUGGAUUGAUGCGUGGUGGCGUUCUCUUAGCAGAAGAAUCUCCAAGUUCGCUCAUGGCAAACUACAAUUGCUCAUCCUUAGAAGAAGUAUUCUUAAAACUUAGUUAUAAGCAAGAAACUCAACAGUCACAGCCACAACCAAUAGAGGAAUUUACCAUAGCAGAAAAGCCACCACCUUUACCUUUAGAAGACACUUCCGUGUUUCGUUUCACUAGGUUCUAUGCAACGUUCAUGAAAUUGUUAUACUUAUCACGGAGAGAGCUUAGAUUCGUUGCUUUCCUGAUCUGUCUACCUCUAGCUCAAUCCGUGUUCUUCAACUUGGCCAUCGGGACGGACCCGACUGAUCUCAAAAUUGGCAUAGUCGACGACGAGCUGAGCCAUGGGCUCCGCGAGUGUCGGAUGAGCCGAAAUAAUCAUUGCGCCUACAACUACACCGAGGACCUCAAGCUAAGCUGUCUCUAUUUGGACGAACUCGAGAAGAAAAAUUUCAAACUGAUCGAGUUCGACGAUAUAGUGUCGGGGAAGAAGGCAAUCAAAUCAAGCGAUCAAACCUGGGCCCUCAUCCAUUUCCCUCGAAACUACUCUGAGGCGCUGUCCCAGCGAGUCAACGACGGCCAUGAUGCGUCUGGUGAAGCACUUUUCCAUAGCUCUGUCGACGUAUGGGUUGAUCUUUCAAAUCAAUACAUCGGAAAUAUGGUGAGGAGAGAUAUCUAUUACGCGACCCAAAAUUUUCUACAAUCAAUCUUCAUGGUGUGCGGAGACUCACCGCGGCUUGGAAGUUUACCAAUCGUUUUCAAUGAGCCGAUCCAUGACAUAGGCACUCCUGGAUUUAUUCAUUUUGCGUCGGUAGCGUUCAUCAUUCUAUCUUCAUUUUACUUUCCUCUGAUCAGUUCGGAAGCGCUGAUCCUCAACGAUAAAAUGGAGGGAAUCAUCGAGCGAUCUGUGGUCGCCGGUAUGAAAUUUGCGGAGAUCGCAGUUGCAGAUUCUCUAUUUUUAGGAGUGGUGUAUAUACUCCAGAUGAUCAUUACGAUGGUGGUUUUGUACGGGGUCUUCCAUAAUCCGUUCAAGGGUGACGUCGCCAUUUCAUUGGCCAUUCUCUUUCUCGCUGGUGUUCAAGGAAUCUUUUUCGGAAUUCUAAUAGCACUGAACAGUAAUUCUUAUACGGAGGGGGCCUAUCUAGGAAUCGGGAGCAAUCUGGUCCUAACUUUCAUCAGCGGUUUGGUGUGGCCGAUUGAGUCUCAUCAUUUCCUGCUGAAAUUAGUUAGUCCAUACUUUCCACUCGUUCUUCCGACGGAAGGGCUGCGAGCUGUGACAGCCAAAGAGUGGGGAAUAGAUCAUCCGGUAGUUAUCAAAGGAUUUCAAUCCUCGUUCAUUUGGUGUUCUAUUUUCAUAAUUGGUGUUUUCCUAACUUUAAAGUUUAAAAAGAAUGCUCUGAUUAUAUAUAAGUGAGAACAUAACUUGUGUAAAUAAAACAUUUAGCUCAUACCUUCUUCCAUAUAAAAUGUGAAUGGAAGAGAAUGGAAGAUUAAGGAAUAGUUGUCUAUCAGCAACGGAAAUUUUGUAAAGGGACAUGUGCAGUAGGUUUUAACUGCUCACAUAUACCUUCCCACCAGUCAAAGGAACGUAAUGACAUUCCGAGAUUGUAAAAUUAACGCAAAUAUUCAAUGUUUUACGAGGAAUUGUCUGCUUGCUUGUGUGUGAUUAAAAGGUGCAUUAGCAUUUUCAGUUAUAAUACACGUUGAGAGGGAAAUUUUUCAAUGUUGAUGUGUAAUUGCGUUGAUAUUUCCGGGAACUGGUGACAUGUUGGAUGAAGAUGUCACGAUCUCCGGAAAGAGCGACUUUUGCAAGAAAAUGCUGAAUACUCCAUUAAAAUUCAAAGGCAGUGAAGGGUGGUUUUGAAUUCUUCCGCAGAUAGACUUCUUCUGUGUCAUGUAGCUCCCAUCUGGAGCAACGCAAUUUUACUUAAAAUAAGUCUAUCUCACUCUCUGUGUACUCCACGCUGAGUUCUGUAGACCUCUGGCACACGCAUGUGUCCAAAUAAUAAGCGACGUUUAGCAAAAUGGAACUGAAUAUUUUUGGAGAAGAAAUUUGGUUCCUUUCAGCUGAAUAGCGCUUGCAUAAAUACACGAACAACCUUGAUUGCUCUUCAACAUUCAUCACAUAAAGAAACAAAGAUUGAUCGGAGAAUCCCAUCAGCAGUUACCACAAGCAUCUUUAUAUGCAAUUUUGAUGCUGUAUAAUGAUAAUUGACGGGUCGACAACAGCACAGAUUUUGUAUGUAAUAAAAUGAUGAAUAUAUUGAAAUAAAUGUACAUAUUAGAUAUACUAAAGUUGAAGCCCCAACGGGCUCAGAAUGAGGGAGAAAAACAUCGAUUCAUGGCGGAGUCCCAAUUCACUCUUUGUUUUAUCAUUUUUUUUAAUUAUCUUAAAAGUCUUUUAAGGGCAUGAACGUAAAUUUAGACUUUGUGAGUCGUUUUCAUUCAUGUCAUUGAAUGAAACUCAGCGAUACCUAUAAUGCAUUCAAUACUCGUCUUUCAUCAAAUUGAGUAUUCAUCGCAUCCAUUAAUCAUUGCACAUUGUGUCGUUCUCUUAUUGAAUUGCUCGAUCGCUCGAAAAUCAAUCAUUCAACUAUCGAUGAAAUCUAUAAUUGGGAUAACUUUCGUUAUACUUAAAACCUUCAGAGUCCGACAUAUUGUGAAAAUGUAAAAACAGAUUUCGAUAGAGAAAGUCAAACACGUGCAUCUGCAUUCUGCACUGAGAUGCUUCAAAAUUACAUCUUUUUGUUUAAUUUCUUUAAAAAAAUUAUAAUAACGUCACUGCUUGAAAUUUCUGCUGAUUAUUUUUUAGAGAGAUAUUAGAUCGAAACAUUAUUCAUUAUAUUUUGUGGUACAGUUUUCAAGAUAAAAUGCCCGCUCAUUUUCCACUGAAAAUGAAAGCCUGCAACUUGGCAAAUCGGAAUACUUGUUUUUCACCUUCACCGUCUAAAUUCCGUACCACAAUGAUCCAUUUAUAGGUAUUCCUCCUUUUUUUAUACUUCGAAUAUUUAUUUGUUUUAUAUUUAACUUAUUACCUAUUGAUUUUAAGUCAAAAGUAUGUUUGUAGUCAUUUUUCAGUCAACUUGUAUUACAGGACUUCUGAAAUUUAAAUUAUUUUUAAUAAAACUUUAAUUGUUUCUAUA
This is a messenger RNA of Bemisia tabaci, 4130 nucleotides long. Its product is annotated as ABC transporter G family member 23. Gene Ontology annotation, molecular function: ABC-type transporter activity; ATP binding; ATP hydrolysis activity. Gene Ontology annotation, cellular component: membrane. Lineage: Eukaryota; Metazoa; Arthropoda; Insecta; Hemiptera; Aleyrodidae. The record is from RefSeq and is a predicted model, not a curated record.